GGGAACGCGUUUUCAAAUAUUUUUGUAAUGUGUUGUAUGAGUCCAAACUGGUUUCCUUGGUCUAAGAACAUGGUUUGGAGAUUCACCCCUUUGCCAUAUAUGACAAUGUUUUAGAAAUUUCACAUCUUUCUGUACUUUCGAAGACUGGUCCUUUUGGGAAUCAACUUCCUUCAAUUUCGUUUCUUUGAAGAAAAAUUCAAUCUGGAUCGUGCUUAUUUUGCCCCAGUUGACGUUUGCACGCAGCAAGAAUGAACAAAAACUUGAAACCCAGCUGCUUCAGGGAUCCUCUGUUCCUUCUGGCGUUCUGUUUGUUGUUUCAGAACUUUAGUUACGGUUGCUCUUUGAAUGAAGAAGGUAAAGCUCUUCUGAAGUUCAAGCAGGGAAUAGUAAGAGACCCUUUUGGUGCUUUGUCAAAUUGGGUCAACGAUGAAGUAGCAGUUAACCAUUGUAAUUGGUUUGGAGUUGAGUGCUCUGCUGGAAGGGUGGUAGUCUUGAAUUUGAAAGACCUUUGUCUUGAAGGAAAUCUGGUACCUGAGCUCGCGAACCUUGUUCACAUAAAGUCCAUAAUUUUGCGGAACAACUCUUUUUAUGGAAUCAUCCCUGAAGGAAUUGCACACUUGAAUGAAUUGGAGGUUUUGGAUUUGGGCUACAACAACUUCAGUGGACAUCUACCCACAGAUCUUGGGAAUAAUAUUUCGCUAACAAUCCUUUUGUUGGACAACAAUGAACAUCUCUGUGGUUUCUCUCCUGAAAUUAAUAAAUUGAUGUUGAUUUCUGAAUAUCAAGUAGAUGAAAGACAACUGAGUCUGGCAGCAAAAGUGCCAGCUUGUACAAGAAGAUUCAUCAAACGGCCCAUUGGCAAAAAUAAGAAAGGUUUAAGGAGGCUACUGCAAUCUUCUCGUGAUAGUCCUUUUAACCGUGCUGCUAAUUUUCCUGAUAGUCCUCCUCCAUCUUCUUCAGCUCCCUCACCUGCCCCAGCAACACCACCACCGGUUGAGGAGCCAGCUUUCACUGAUCGAAAUGAUUCUGCUUCUCCUUCUCCUUCUCUGUCUGAACCGCGCUCUACACCACCAUCUGCAAGUGGCUCAUCAGAUAGCAAUCUUGUUGCUAUUUUGGCUGGAGUUAUAGGUGGUGUUGUAUUUCUUGUCAUUUCAAUCAUUGGCAUAUAUCUCUGCAAAACAAACAAGGUAGCUACUGUAAAACCUUGGGCGACAGGAUUAAGUGGGCAGCUUCAGAAGGCAUUCAUAACAGGUGUGCCAAAGCUGAAGAGAUCAGAGCUUGAAGCAGCAUGUGAAGAUUUUAGUAAUGUAAUUGGCACUUCUUCCAUUGGUACAGUGUACAAAGGGACUUUAUCCACUGGUGUUGAAAUAGCCGUGGCCUCUGUUGCAGCGACAUCAUCAAAAGAUUGGUCAAAGACUUUAGAAGCCCAGUUUAGGAAGAAGAUAGAUACAUUAUCAAAAGUGAACCACAAGAAUUUUGUAAAUCUUCUUGGACAUUGUGAAGAAGACGAGCCUUUCACCAGAAUGAUGGUUUUUGAGUACGCCCCAAAUGGAACACUCUUUGAGCAUUUGCACAUAAAAGAAGCUGAGCACUUGGAUUGGGAAACAAGACUCAGAGUUGCCAUGGGCAUGGCUUACUGCCUACAACAUGUGCACCAGUUGGAGCCUCCUUUGGUUAUUGGCAACCUGAAUUCUUCAGCGGUUCAACUCACGGAUGAUUGUGCUGCCAAAAUCUCUGAUUUGAGUUUCUUAACUGAAAUAGCUUCAGCUGUGAUGAAAUCUUCUGCUAGACAACACCCUGACAUGACCCCAGCAAGUAACAUUUACAGUUUUGGUGUUAUAUUAUUUGAAAUGGUGUCAGGCAGGCUCCCUUAUUCAGUGGACAAUGAUGGCUCACUUGAUGACUGGGCUUCACAAUAUUUACAUGGGGAUCAACCCCUCGAAGAAAUGGUGGAUCCAUCUCUGGCGUCCUUCCAACAAGAACAGCUGGAACAAGUUGAUGCUUUGAUCAAAUCUUGUGUCCACCCUGAUCCAAAGCAAAGACCAACUAUGAAAGAAAUUUGUGUGAGAUUAAGAGAGAUAACAAAAAUAACACCCGAGGCAGCUGUUCCAAAACUUUCUCCACUUUGGUGGGCGGAGCUUGAGAUUGCCUCGGUAAAUGGAAACUGAAAUCGGUUAAUCAGGUUGUAAGUAUGAAGUUCUUAUCUUCAUCCUUUUUCAAUCGGUGAAGGCACAAAAUUGUAUUCACCUGUACAUUAAUACAUCCCGUGUUUCAUCAUAGAAGAGUGGCAAAUCACAUGUACAUAAGGGAGAGAUAAAAAUGUGAUUUUUUCUUUCUUUGGGUGCUUUGUUUGGUUAUGGUUUAUGGAAUUAAACUAACAAAAAAAGCUUCAAAUAUCA
Vigna radiata var. radiata (mung bean) is the source of this 2399-nucleotide messenger RNA. Its product is annotated as probable inactive receptor-like protein kinase At3g56050. Gene Ontology annotation, molecular function: ATP binding; protein binding; protein kinase activity. Bases 249 to 2168 code for a protein of 639 amino acids. The transcript has 9 exons. The record is from RefSeq and is a predicted model, not a curated record. Gene Ontology annotation, biological process: protein phosphorylation. NCBI's taxonomy places the organism in Eukaryota, Viridiplantae, Streptophyta, Magnoliopsida, Fabales, Fabaceae.